Messenger RNA from Penicillium argentinense, 2010 nucleotides. RefSeq lists its product as uncharacterized. Bases 1 to 2010 code for a protein of 669 amino acids. The record is from RefSeq and is a predicted model, not a curated record. NCBI's taxonomy places the organism in Eukaryota, Fungi, Ascomycota, Eurotiomycetes, Eurotiales, Aspergillaceae. The transcript has 6 exons.
AUGGUCAUGAAGGGGGCGGGGCACUGGUCUGCUUCACUUCCGUCUAUCCCAUUCAUCCCCCCGGAUGUCCACGCCAUCUCCAUCUCCGGACGACUCGCCAUCGGAUCUACAUUCUUCGUAGAAGCACUUUUCCGGAAUGCUUCAGAUCAGGUUGACACUCACUGUAAGCUAACUAUUCUGCUUUGGUCCUCAACUAUCUCAUCUUCCUCACAGGGCACCCGUGAUGGUGAUGGGAAUAACCCCGAAAGACUGAUCCCGCAAUCGGAUGGCGAGAUUUUGCGAGCGCUCUCCUGUUUCUGCGAGAUUCAAUGCGCCUUCACCCGUGACAAGAUUGUCAGCCUCUAUGAGCGGCUCAAAUCGACCAGUGAUUGUCUCGUCGACUAUGGUGUCGAAGAUUACUCGGUUUCGUCAACUGAAGCACCCAGGUUGUGUUCCAUUAGCGACACUAACAGUAGUUCCUCCACAUUCCAGUAUAUUAAUCCAUCGUUGCUGUCUUUGGACAAGGACGCACGAGGCUGUGGUACGAGAACCUCAUUCCCAACUCCGGGUUCGCAUCGAUCGCCCGCACCGAUACUGCCGAGCACUAGAGAGCCGCUGAACAGAACACCUUCGUCUGGAUUGGAUAGAGAAGCCUCAGGUGCCUUCAGAGGACAAGACCCUUCACACGCGGCAACCACAGCCGGCGGUGACUUUGACUCCGCCCUUCGAGAACUCGAAGAUAUGGAACUAGGUCAUUCACGGCCCUGCGACCGCACGCAUAGCCCCGAUUCCCCAACUCAAUCUUCGCUGGGAAGAAACGAAAGUUCAGCAAGUGAAACAGCGGAUGCCAGUGAAGAUGGGGCCUCCACUGGCCAACUACAGACUCCGGCUCCUACAUUUGACAGUGUUGAGGGAACGGGUCAGGAUCCGUCACAUAGGCUUGCUCCAAACACUCCGGUUGGCACAGCGAAUGUCGAAGACGCACACCGAGAAAGUCCAAAUGCUGCUUCUGACGAUAACUGCCCUCAAACCCCCGAGGCCUCUGCUGGGAGUUCCGGUUGGAGCCGAGGUGCUUCUAGGGCGGAAGCAGCAGAAGCGAACCAAACUUCGAAGAGUUAUCCAAGUGGACGAUGGCCAUUGAAAAAUCAGCCAACAGUUGAAGACGCCCCUGACGAAAGCGAGCGUAGUGCUGAGGAUCUAUCCGACGAUUCUGACGAUCCGGCAAUGAAGGCUUUCUUGGAUGACGCGCACAGAUUUCUGGAUACCUCUGUUGAUCAUGAAAACCGCCCUUCCAGUCCGAAUACGAAUGGUCCAGCCCUAGCCUCCUGCCGACCUGAAAGUGACAAGCAGCAUGCUCUGCCGACAAAUGGAAAAGUAGCCAGGCCUCAAACAUGUUCGGAGGGCGCGAGCCGGAAUAUACGCCGCCUCGCCUUCGCAAUAGCGUGGGUCAAACAGCGUCAGCCUUUCCCAACCGGGUUGAAGAUCGGUGGGAAGGUCGUUUCUCUCGGCAUUCUCUCCUAUCCAACCUUGUGCCAGAUCAAAAAGACGAAAUUGAAAGAAAAGCCAACCAGGUCCUCCGGUCUUGAUUUGGCAGAGUUUAUGGAGAAAUAUACUAAGAUAUGGAAGUCGACCGGGUUUUGGUCUUCUCCAUCACUUGACCCGUCCAACUACAAUACAUCCGCUGGCGGAAAGGGUCAUGCAAUUUGGAGGUAUGUAGAGGCGAUGCAGGCCGAGGGCGAGAUGCAUUAUCUCAAAUCUCGGUUUGCCGACAUAAUGCUAUAUCUGGAGUACGUCGAUGAAUUCAACCGACAGAAGAGAGCUGGACAUCCCGGUCAAACUGCGAAAACCCGACCCACGGACACUAUAUGUGGCACUGGACCUCUUCCCAAGGCAACCGCGAAGAAGGCUCGAAUGUCCUUCCAUGAGCAUAAACUCGUUGGUGAACGGUGGUGGUGGUCUGGGUGCUUCCUCGGGCGUGGAUUUAUUCUCCUGUGCAGCCAAGAGACGCAACAAAAUGUUUGGUCUCCCUAA